This is a messenger RNA of Paramacrobiotus metropolitanus, 2089 nucleotides long. RefSeq lists its product as uncharacterized. The transcript has 2 exons. The record is from RefSeq and is a predicted model, not a curated record. The coding region runs from base 1197 to 1739 and encodes 180 amino acids. NCBI's taxonomy places the organism in Eukaryota, Metazoa, Tardigrada, Eutardigrada, Parachela, Macrobiotidae.
GCAUUUAUCGUCAGAAGGGAAAGCUGAGUUACCGUGGAUGCCGCCCGACGUGAAGAGCGAUAGACUACCUGAUUAUCCCAGAGCAACCAAUGUAUUUCUACGAAAUCAGCGGACGGACAUUGUUACCAUGGAAUUCAGUGAAUGUGUUGGUAAAUGCGAAUGAACCACUGCAACACGGGAACGUCAUCAACGUUGCCUACAACGGUUUGAUCAUUGACGUCUACUGUACCGGACAGCGCUCCGUGUUCGUGGAAUUCGGGAAGGUGUUCGGCUCGUUUUCCAACGAGGAAGACUGGGACAACAGGUCCCGCCCAUUGCAUAACGGCGCUGACAAGCCACCCCUGCAAGCACUGCUCAGGGAACGCCCGGAUGGUCCAUGGGCGUGGCAUUCCGCUACUCUGCUAAUGCCGAUGUCCGAGUUCGAGCAUGCCGAUGAUUUCUUCUUCGUGGAAGUGCGUUUGGGUGGAGCAACGGUUCGCGAACUGGUUCUUUCCAGCCAGUUGCGGUAUCAACCAUCGGACGAAGACAUGCAACGGCGACUCAGUAAGCUCGGCGAUUUUGUCACACGUUCCGUUGCGCUGCCGGCCGGGUACUAGCAGUGUAUCACGCCGGCCCUUUCAGCAGCGUUUUCCCAAGAAAUCCACGAGCAUUUUGAGGCAAAACCUCUCAGCGUUCUCAGCGAUCGCAUUAUAUAUCUGCAGCGCCACAACGCCGAAGCAGUCGUGACUGAUGAAUUAGCGCAACGUUUUGAAAGAGCAAAGGAUUUUGCGGAAGAAUAUGUGCAAUGCGGCGUCAACUAUCGGCGCAGCUGGCAUCCACCGCUCACCGAAGGCUCCGAAACUAAACGCAAAACGCCAGCUGCAACAAGCGGACAAGGGAUUCCGAUGCCGCGAGAGCUUUUGGCAGAGAUCUUCCAGUCACUGGACACCAUCAGUCGUCUGCGGUGCCGACGCACCUGUUACGCAUGAGAGGCGAUCCUUACGUCACCCGAAGUAUACAGCAAGGUGCGGGUGUCGUUCGACCACCGCGUCUUUAAAUCGCAAUGGUUAAGCGAGGAUUUAGCGUAUUACGCAGUAUACAGCUGCGUCCUCAAGCAUUUUACACCGGCCACGCGCACCAUAUCCUUCGUCGACUACGACAAGGACUGGCCGAGUACUUGGGAUUGGGGUGGCGGUGUGAUUAGCUGCGUGCGGCAAAUGCUGGCCGAUUCUGGUCGGCGCAUUCAGCGAAUGAUUUUCUGUCAGCGUCGCAUUAGCACCGGAAAGAGCGUGGCCACAACAUUCGCAGAUAUUGCGGAAGCUUACCGCGAACUGGCAUCGUCUUGUGACAAGGUUAUCUAUAAAGAUGUCACGUUGGAGGACCAGUUCGUGCAGUCGUGUGUUCCGCACGCUGUUUUCGCUCUGAGCGCGUUUAAUGUGACACAACUUUGGAAUGUGUUUGAAGCGCAUCUGGAUGCUGGAGCGCCAGAUCUGGCGGUUCUGAAAGAGUGGAUAACGCGUGCGAGCGCGGGUGAGUGGAGACGCGCGGAACUUACGCGGCUAGACCAAGGCAGCACCACGAUCCAGAUUUUGCUCAACUGCCAAAGCGCUGAUCCCCGUCCAACGACCAAUUAUCGCGGCUGUUGGUGGACGGUAGAUGAAUUGUUGAGCGUCGAUGUGAAUCAACUGAGCCGUUUAACUUUGGCGGUAUUUGCAGCAAAAAAUGGAAACCCAAAGACUGCUACUUAUUGCCCAUCAUAAGCCGUAACGAUGAAUUUUUACAGCACUCUGCCGCGUUUCUGCUGCAACCGGCGAACGUUGAGCACUGCCGCGUUAACUGCGGCGAUGGCCCUAAGGAUUAUAAACCUGUUGUACUCUAUGCCGAAUUGUUACAGAAGACAUUUGUAGAGCGCUGUUGAUUCCAGCGGGAUCUUAGAAGAUUUGCGUUGAUUCACACGGCUAAGGAUGCCAAAAUAAAGCGAACCGUGUUGGCUCUUUGUUUUUGGGUUUCCCAGAUGUUGGCCAUGUAAAAAGUGUACCGUUUAAUCACCGGUACCUGCCUUUAAUUGAUAAUUGGUGAUGCUGGAACGGAUAAAUUCGGUUAUGAUCUG